Messenger RNA from Colius striatus (speckled mousebird), 494 nucleotides. RefSeq names its product ubiquinol-cytochrome c reductase complex assembly factor 2. The coding region runs from base 33 to 410 and encodes 125 amino acids. NCBI's taxonomy places the organism in Eukaryota, Metazoa, Chordata, Aves, Coliiformes, Coliidae. The transcript is spliced from 4 exons. Gene Ontology annotation, biological process: mitochondrial respiratory chain complex III assembly. Gene Ontology annotation, cellular component: mitochondrial matrix. The record is from RefSeq and is a predicted model, not a curated record.
AGGGGGGUCGGUCACGUGACGCGGCGGCAGCGAUGGCGGCCACCAGGUACCGGCGGUUCCUGAAGCUCUGCGAGGAGUGGCCGGUGGAGGAGACGAAGCGGCAGCGGGACCUCGGCGCGUUCCUGCGGCAGCGGGUGGCACAGGCCUUCCGCGAGGGGGAGAACACGCAGAUCGCUGACCCUGAGGCCUGUGACCAGAUGUACGAGAGCUUAGUCCGAAUCCACACCAACUACUACAAGAACAAGUAUCCACGCCUGAAAGACACAACCUUCACUGGAGUGACAGUAGAAGACUGUAAGAUGAUCCUUGCAACAGACAUCCUGAAGCAGAUGGAAGACAUGAAGAAAGGGACGUGGAGAAAACUGCGGGAAAGGUUUUAUGCCAAGAAACCAGAGGAGGACUCAAAGUGAUCAGAGCAACUCCAGAGCCUGCACUGUACAUAUUUUUCAAGCACUGGAUGCUGCCAUGAUGAAUAAAUCCACUUAUUCCUCCUA